Aricia agestis (brown argus) is the source of this 1029-nucleotide messenger RNA. RefSeq lists its product as uncharacterized. The record is from RefSeq and is a predicted model, not a curated record. Bases 41 to 847 code for a protein of 268 amino acids. Lineage: Eukaryota; Metazoa; Arthropoda; Insecta; Lepidoptera; Lycaenidae. The transcript has 7 exons.
ACUAACUUUUCAAGGAGCCGCGUGCCUCCGUAACGUUUACAUGGUGAUACCUGAGGCUGUGGAGCGGGGGACUCCUGUGGUGAUCAAGUGUAUGUACGACCUGGAGAAGGAAGAUCUAUACCAGGUGAAGUGGUACCGUGGUGACCGGGAGUUCUGCCGUUACUCCCCACGAGACGUACCACCGCUGAAGAUCUUCCCUAUCAACGGAAUCGAAGUGGAUCGCGACAACAGCGAUGCAGUGCAGUUGACGAUCAAGUCGGCGACACGCACCGCGCACGGCCGCUACACGUGCGAAGUGUCAGCUGAUGCCCCAUCCUUCCUAACAGCACAGGUCCACGGCUCCAUGUAUGUUGUUGACCUCCCGAAGUCAGAUCCGGAGUUGAACGGCCUAAAGCGGCGGUACCGGCCCGGCAUGAAGCUGAAGGCUGAAUGCGUCAGCCACGACUCCAUGCCGCCGGCCAACCUCUCCUACUUCAUCAACAACGAACCGGCGCUCUCCCAGCACGUGUGGCACCGGGUGGGGGGAGGGGAGAAUGGGGGCCUCUGGACAGCGUACAGCACCAUACAGUUCACCGUACAAAAACAUCACUUCGUCAAAGGGAAAAUAAAAGUCCGGUGCUCAGCGUACAUCUACUCCAUCUACUUCAGGAGCCACGAGAAGGUGGCCGAUGAGGAGAGGAUAGUCCGGACCACCGUGUCGCCGCUGCCGGAGACGCGAGAGGCCAUCGUGUUCCCGAUACAUCGCGUGUCAGAUAAUAAUGCCUUCGGAAUCCGGAGUAUAAUGCCGUGGAGGUUGGUGCAGGCGAGUGUACUCAUAACUCUAAUUGUGCCAUACGUUAUUAGAUAAGGUGGUAAGACCAUACCUAGCUAGGCACUUACUAUCUGACCGCGAUCGUACUGGGGCAAAGACAGAAAUACAUACAAUAGAGCAGGGGUUCCCAAAUUUAUUUUGUCUACUGUCCACUUUGAGAACAAAUUAUGUUGUAGCGUUGUAGCCAUUGUUUCAAUUCAAAAUGCAUUCAGAUGAAA